This is a messenger RNA of Parasteatoda tepidariorum (common house spider), 305 nucleotides long. RefSeq lists its product as uncharacterized. Lineage: Eukaryota; Metazoa; Arthropoda; Arachnida; Araneae; Theridiidae. The record is from RefSeq and is a predicted model, not a curated record.
CAUGGCUGUUGAGAGUGCAGAUGAAUUUUAUUGCAUAAUGGGUGUUCUCACGCGUGAGAUUUUAGAGUUUGGUCUCAUGGAUGCAGAUAUGUUUGUUAAGACUAUGUGUACUCUUGCCCCGUUCCCUUUCCCUCAACUGCAGGACCUCAGAGACAGUUAUACUUAUAACAUUCAACCGUUCACAUCAUCACUCUCAUCUGAUGCUGAACUGCAAAUAUUUUCUGGAGAAGGUGAUGAAGAUGAUGAGGAUUUGAAUACCACGAAAUGGUAUUUUUCUAACGAGCUUCAGUGGUACAAGAAAAAGG